AUGGAAAUUGAAUCAAAAAAAUCAACUAUUACAUUGGAUAAUAUUCUUCAUGGUGAAUUUUUGACUGGCUCAUUCGAUGGUACCUGGAUUAAUGAUAAUGAAAUAGUCUAUCGACAUGAAAAUGGAAGCUACAUGAGUUAUAAAAUUGAUGUUGAUCAAUCAUCUCUAUAUAAAAAUGUGAUAAAUAAACUUGUUGAUUAUGAUAAUUACAAAGUUUCAGCAGAUGAAGGAUACAUCUUACUAUCAAAAAAAGUAAAGGGUGCAUAUGAAACAAAAACUUCGUUUGAAUAUCGAGUUGUUAAUUUAACAACACUCGAUGAAAGAUCGUUAAUUGUCGAUAAUUCAUCGAUUCAUCAGUAUGCAAUAUGGACACCAGAAGGAAAUGGAAUAGUAGUUGUUCAUAAAAAUAAUAUUUUUUAUCGUCCAAAAAUUGAACAUGAAGGUUUUUAUCAAAUAACAAAUGAUGGUGUUGAAAGAUUGAUUUACAAUGGUGUAAGCAAUUUAAAAGCGAGCGGUUUAUGGGCUCCAGCAAUAUUGUUUUCACCAAGUGGUAAAUUUAUAGCAUUUGAAUCCUAUGAUGAUUCAAACGUUGGAAUAAUUGAUAUUCCAUUUUAUGGAAAUAUAAGUGAUAAUUUAUCAUAUCAAUAUCCAUGGUCAAAUUCAUACCACUAUUCAAAGGUGUUAAAAAUUGUGCAAAACAAUGGUUGGAUAGCUGCAAGUACUGAACCAUAUUUUAACAACAAUGCAAAUAAAUUUUUAAUAAUUAUACCACAAAAACAAUUUGAUAAUGAUUAUUGGAAUCAUUUGGUGAUGGUUAAGAUUAAUGAAAUUGAUGGUAAUUCUGUAAUGUAUCCUUUGACAUCUGGAAGAUUUGUUGUUACAGAAAUAAUUGCAUGGGAUGAACAAAAAUCACUUGUAUAUUAUCUUGCAACAGUAGCUGAUGAACCAUCUCAACAACAAUUUUAUCGUUUAUCAACAUUAGAUAUAAAUCCAAAGCCAGAGUGUCUCAGUUGCAAUAUUAAAAGUGAAAAUAAGGGUUUACCUUGUUUGUACAAUGAAGCAUCAAUGUCACCAUUAAGGGAAAAAUUUGUUUUAAAAUGUGGUGGUCCUGAUGUUCCUCAUAUUUCCAUCUACAAUACUAAUGAUUCUACUAAAAUAAUGACUUGGAAUGAUAAUAUUAAAAUUGCAAAAUUAAUUAAUGACACAGCUCAGCCAAUUGUGAUGAAAUUAAAAGUACCUAUAUCAGCUGAUUUUGAAGCUGAUGUUAAAUUGUUUAUUCCACCAGACGCAGAUUUAAAUGGCUCAAUUAAAUAUCCUCUUUUAAUUCAUGUAUAUGCAGGACCAGAAUUUUUUCAAGUUACUGAAGAAUUUAGAGUUAAUUGGGGAACAUAUUUAGUAACAAAUAAAAAUUUUAUUUAUGCUGUAAUUGAUGGACGUGGAUCUGGAAGAAGAAGUAAUUCAAUGCUAUUUUCUGUAUACAGAAAUUUAGGAACUGUUGAAAUUUAUGAUCAAAUUAAUGUUACAAGAUAUUUGCAGAAUAAAUUUUCAUUUAUUGAUAAAAAAAAAACUGCAAUUUGGGGAUGGAGUUAUGGAGGAUAUGCUGCUGGUAUGAGUAUGGCAUUGGAUGAUAAAAAUACUUUCAAAUGUGGAAUUUCAGUUGCUCCAGUAACUGAUUGGAGAUUAUACAACUCAAAGUAUACAGAAUCUUACAUGGGUCUUCCAUCUUUAGAUGAUAACUAUGAUGGUUAUGAGCAGGCACAACUGAUUAAUAAAGCUAAAAAUAUCAAAUCAAAUAGUUACUAUUUAAUUCAUGGUACUCUUGAUGAUACUGUACAUCACCAACAUUCUUUAUUACUUGCUGAAGAGCUUGAAAAAAAUAAUAUUAUUUUCCGACAACAGAUGUAUACAAAUGAAGAUCAUAGUAUGGGAAAGCUCAGAAAACACCUGUUUUUAUCAAUGUUCAAUUUUCUUGAUGAAUGUUUACAUAAACUCGAAUAAUAAUUAAAAUUG
This is a messenger RNA of Aphidius gifuensis, 2010 nucleotides long. Its product is annotated as venom dipeptidyl peptidase 4-like. Gene Ontology annotation, biological process: proteolysis. The transcript is spliced from 13 exons. Lineage: Eukaryota; Metazoa; Arthropoda; Insecta; Hymenoptera; Braconidae. The record is from RefSeq and is a predicted model, not a curated record. Gene Ontology annotation, molecular function: dipeptidyl-peptidase activity; serine-type peptidase activity. Bases 1 to 1998 code for a protein of 665 amino acids.